Messenger RNA from Nicotiana attenuata, 753 nucleotides. RefSeq lists its product as uncharacterized. The record is from RefSeq and is a predicted model, not a curated record. Lineage: Eukaryota; Viridiplantae; Streptophyta; Magnoliopsida; Solanales; Solanaceae. Bases 1 to 753 code for a protein of 250 amino acids. The transcript has 2 exons.
AUGUGGAAGGAAGUCAAUGUCAAUGUAACAGUACUGGAGAAGACAGAGCAACUGAUUCAUUGUUAUGUGCAAGAUAAGAAUUCUGUUUUCACUUGUUACAUAACAUUUGUUUAUGGAUUGCAUACUAUUCAACAUAGACAAUCACUAUGGGGGAAACUAAGAAGUAUAAAAUUGAAUGAUCCUUGGCUUAUAAUAGGAGAUUUAAAUAGUGUACUAAAUGUUGAUGAUAGAAUAAAUGGUAAUCCUGUACAACAAGCUGAAGUAGUAGAUUUCCAAAAUUGUAUUGAAGAUAUAGGAGUAGGGCAGAUUACCAAAAGAGGGGGUGACUUCACAUGGUGUAACAAAAGAGAUGCUGAAGUAAGGAUAUAUAGUCAUAUAGAUUGGGCCUUUGGGAAUGCUGAAUGGUUCAACCUAUACACUGGUAUUGAGGCUCAAUACAUGCUUCUUGGAUGUUCAGACCAUACUCCAAUAAUGAUAAGUACUGAACAAGCAGAAUAUAAGGAGAUUGUACAAAGAGUAUGGGAACAAAGAAGUGGAGGAGAUGCUAUGUCUACAGUCUGGAGAAAAUUGAAGCAGAUUGAGAAAGAGAUUAGAAGUAUACAACAUGAGCAUUCAUCAGUGGAUAAAAAGCUAAACAAGAUGAGAGAAGAGUUAAAUCAGAUUCAAGGAAUGUUAAAUGAAGAUUAUUUUAAUGCAGAACUGAUAGAGGAUGAAAGGAAAUGUCUAGCAGAUAUUGAGAAGUGGGAAGUGUGA